GCUGGCGUCUGGCGUCACUAGAGCGCGGGGACACGCUAUGGGGCGUCGCUCGGUGACGUGUUAGCCAUGGAGAGCCAGGAGGGUGUCUCCAAACAAAGCCUACGUGAACGGAUUUGGGACUACAUGGAAUCCCAUGAUAUAGCUGACUUUCCCCGACCCGUUCAUCACAGGAUCCCCAACUUCAAGGGUGCUUCUCGGGCUGCGGAGCAUUUCCCACACCUGCAUGCUUUCAGUGCGGCCAGAGUCAUUAAAGUCAACCCUGACGCUCCUCAGAGAAACGCCCGCUUCCUGGUGCUGGAGGAAAGGAGCAAAAAAACACUGCUGGUCCCAACACCACGACUGCGAACAGGGCUGUUUAACAGGAUCACACCACCCCCUGGAGCCACCAAAGACAUUCUGAGGAAAUGUGCCACCUCCCAGGGUGUGAGGAACUUCAGCGUCCCGGUGGGCUUGGAUUCCAGUGUCCUCGUGGAUCUAGUUGUGGUGGGAUCCGUUGCUGUGUCUGAGAAAGGAUGGCGAAUUGGGAAGGGAGAAGGCUAUGCUGAUCUUGAAUACGCCAUGAUGGUAUCAAUGGGAGCUGUCCACGAGGGGACACCAGUCAUCACAAUUGUCCACGACUGCCAGGUCGUAGACAUCCCUGAGGCUCUUCUGGAGGACCAUGACCUCACAGUUGACUACAUCCUCACUCCCACCAGGGUCAUCACUACAGGCUGUGCACGCCCAAAGCCAAUGGGCAUCCUGUGGUCCAAGGUCAGCUGUGAGAUGCUUACGAAAAUCCCAGUGCUCAGGAGCCUCCGGGAGCGAGAGAAACGGGCUGGGAAGGAUGUCACUCUCCGGGACGAGCCUGGCAGCCGGCAGCCAGCUCCAAGCACUGUCAGGAGACCCCAGGACAGACCACAAGCAGGUUCCCGAGGAGGGUCCUGUAAUCCCCUGCAGGGGACGGACACCCCACUAGCUGCCACUGUGUGCGUGGGAAACCUACCCUACAACAUUCGUGUGCGUGAGCUGAAGAGAGCCCUCCAGGAGCUGGGGGCAGUGCCCCUGAGGCUUACCUGGCAGGGGUCACAGCACAGGGCAGUUCUCCACUAUACAGACUCAGCUGCUGCCCAGCAGGCCGCCUCUCUCCUACAGGGCCUACGUCUGGGUGCCAACGCCUUGAGGGUGUCCCUGGGGCAGCAGAGGGAUACGUGACCUGGUGAGCAGCCCCUGGCAGAGGAGUCACGCCCUUUCUGCCACUGGGAUGUGUCUGCCGUGUGACAGUUUGUCAUCAGUGAUGACCGGCUGCCAUGUGAGGCACAGGCUCUGUUCCUCCUGGGAAGAGGCCACGCUUCCCUAAUGGGUAGGGAUGACGGUGAGCAGCCCAUCACAACAUCCAGGAUGCUGUGAGCUCUGGCCCAUUCCUGGUCUGGUUCUUGUGAAAUCCACGUGAGGUUCUCUGGGUGCAGAAGGUUCCGGGACAGAGCAGUCCGGACAAGAGGUAGACAACAGCGACCUGUUUCAGAGUGUUCGAGGAAGAGAGCAGAGGCCUGCAGAGAAGAGGCCGUCUUGGGCAUGUGACCAAGCAGGGUGUCCCUACGACCACUGGAGACCCACCCAGCAGAGCAGGAGUGGGGAGGGCGGGCUUCUGCAUCCAGAGAACACAAACCUGGAGCUCCAUUCCUGGAGACCCUGCAUUGCGUGCAUGCGUGAUGGCAUCUACCCAGGCUGCUAGCAUCAUGCCAUCCCUCAGGUGAGAGUGGCAGCUGCCUGUGCGCUUCCAGAAGCCCUUGCACCAUUGAUCCUAAGGAAAAGCAAGCAUUAGGUGGAGAGUUUGUCUGAUUCAAAUAUGCACGCCUGGGCAGUUUCUUGUUUUUACCAAUGGGUCUUCCACAGUAUCUGUUAGCAUUGUCCUUUGUCCCGGAGGGGCAGGCCUCACUCAUAUUAAAGGAAAAGAGUUUGUGACACACAUCUCCUUGCAGGACCCAGCCUUGGAAAACAACUAGUUCUGUAACCAGCGCUUCCAAGGAGUAACUGAGGGACGCAGACUCAGGCUGUGCUGGCCUCUGACCUGGCCUGCGCCCCCUCCCACUCCUGCCCACCACAGCCACUGGCCACCUCACCCUCACCUGCUCUGCCUUCCUCCGGUGUUCUGCCUGCAUUUGGGUCCUUGCCUUCUUACCAUUGAUGUCCCAGUGGGACAGCGCCUGCAGGUUAGCAGGACGGAGCUGUCUGUCCUUCCUGCUGCAGACCAUCGGGCAUGAGCAACUCAGGAAAUCCAUGUUAGGUGAGCUGGGGGCCUUCUGUCCCUUGUGGCCAGAAUAAUCCAGAUGUAUUUAUUGGCACACAGUCUAAGCUGCUUGUAUG
This is a messenger RNA of Mus pahari (shrew mouse), 2343 nucleotides long. RefSeq names its product methenyltetrahydrofolate synthetase domain containing (gene Mthfsd). Bases 67 to 1191 code for a protein of 374 amino acids. Gene Ontology annotation, molecular function: RNA binding. Lineage: Eukaryota; Metazoa; Chordata; Mammalia; Rodentia; Muridae. The transcript is spliced from 8 exons. The record is from RefSeq and is a predicted model, not a curated record. Gene Ontology annotation, cellular component: cytoplasm.